UCCAUUCUGAUUUUGUUCCCAUAUCUGAAAAAUGAAACUCCCUUACUGUGUGACGCAAAGCAUACUGGGGUGGUUAAUGCCCUUCACAUGCCAAUCGAAGCCAGGGCAGCUGGAGAGACUGAGCAUACCGCACUGAAAAUGGAGUUGUGGCUUUCUUCGGGGAUUGUUCAGGGGUCAUGUUGAUCAGCUACUGAGAGUUCAGUUGCGGCAGACAUGCUAACCCUGAUAUUGCAUGCCCACACGAGUAAAGUUUAAUAUUUCCGCAGAGGCGUUUCGACAACCUGACUGGCUUGGUCCCGCCCACCAACUCACCCGCCUAUGCAUAUUUUAUGCUAAUGAGCAAGUGCGCCAGCUCUUCAGGUGCUCGCCAAGCGCCUCGAGGAUGAGCCGGAUGGAGCAGAGCAGGCAGCAGCGGGAGUCCAGCCGGGGGGAUUUCACCAGGUGAUGCUGUCGAAACCUGACUGAGGAUCUGCAAAACACGAAUGGAUCCCUACUUAGGACUUACGAGCUGGGAAAGGCUUUUGUACUUUUUUAUUUUAUAUUUUUGUUUAAUUUAUCCAGUGCAACUGUCGAGGAGUGAUGUGGACGUGGAUAAUUCAAAAUCCGAUGAAUUAUAUAACAACAGCACCAGGAUAAAGCAGCAGAAAUGGGACACCACUUCCCAGGGAAGGCAGGGAUUUCAAUCAACAGAUGUGCCAUUAGUUCCCAACACAUCAUCUUCAAUGGAAUCUCUGGUCAGUCAAAACGACACAACCAAGACUGCCAAGGACUUGUCGAAGACAUCUCUCAUCUCCCAAAAAAGACUGGACUUGAACUUUACAAAAUUUUCAUCAAUUGUAUCAACCGGUACAUUACCAACAAGGCCAGAACAAUCAAAGCAACUACAAGUGACCACAGCAUCUCUCAACCAACUACCAAAUAGAACUGCAGCAUCCGGCAUGGACUCAAUCAGCAAAGCACAAUCCAAACAAUCUUUCACCACCUCAGCAAUCUCGAAGCCAUCCUCAACCCAGACAGUGCUCAGGAGCCAGUCACCAACCACUCUGGCUUCAGCCAUCCAAUCAGACAGCCCUACAACAUCCUCACAUACAACACUAGCCAGAAAGUCCUCAGUCACCCCAUCGACUCAAGCAGAGAUACAGGCAAGUCAGUCAUCCUCCAGCCAAUCAACAGCAAGCCAGUUUCCAGUCAACCAAGCAGUAGCUUCUGUAAUUACACGCCAAACAGCCAACCAAUCCAGAAAUAGAUUACAAACAUCAGACACAUUGACCAACCCACCGUCAUCAAAUCCAUCUACCUCUGACAAAUCUCCGAUUGGUUCAGGCAAACCAUCACCCCAAGCACCAAGUAACCCAACAGGAAACCCUGCAAACAGAAUCUUCUCACAUGAUGAACGCCCAAUUAAUGCUUCGGUUUUUACCAGAAAGGCAAAAGAAGCCCUGCGGUUUCAUUUGAUUUCAGAGUCAUGUUCUUUUCGAUGCCUGAAUGGUGGUUGGUGCACUCAAUCCAAGUCCUGUGACUGCAGCUUAUUUCAGGCCACUGGCCACCGGUGUCAGACAGUUCCAAAUCCUGGAGCUGAGAGGGAGAUGACAUGCAGAACCUGGGGUCAAUAUAACUUUGAGACCUUUGAUGGCCUCUACUACUACUUCCCCGGCCGAUGCACAUAUACGCUACUGAAAGACUGCGAGGAAACAACUCAGGCCAGCAUCGUUGUCCAGGUGCACAAUGACGCAGACUGUGGCUCCGAGUCUUACAGCUGCCAGCGCUCGGUCAGCCUUUUCCUUCCAUGGGAGGAUGAGAUCCGGUUGCACGCCACUUACGUGACAUUCAAAGGGCAAAGUUUGCAGCUUCCACAUCACAUCCAUGACCUGCAUCUAGAGCAGAUCUCCCAGUACGUGUUGGUGUCACAGACGCAAGGCUUCACGCUGGCCUGGGAAGGACGCAGCGGCUCAGUCUACAUUAAACUCAGCCCAGAAUUUGUGGGCAGAACCUGCGGCCUGUGUGGGAACUUCAAUGCAGAUGUACAGGACGACCUCAGGGCCAGCUACGGUGUCCUUACUCAUGAAAUAGAAAUGUUUGGAAACAGCUGGGCGGAGACGGCGCCACUCCAGGCCCCAUGUCCCACGGUGCCUUUUGGUUUCCCUUCACCUUGUACAGAAGUCGAUGUGCAUCUCUUGCUGAAAGUGGAAGAAAUAUGUUUAAUGCUGCUGGAUUCACCAUUCCAAAGCUGCCAUGACUUUGUCAGCCCCUUGUCCUACAUGGCCAGCUGCUUCAACGACAUCUGCUUGUCGGGUCCAACUGAUGAUGCGGUAUGUCAAGUGUUUACGGAGUACUCCCGAGCCUGUGCUCAUGCUGAUCAUCCACUGAGCAGUUGGAGGGACCAUAUUCCUCAGUGUGUGAAGGAGUGCCCUGAAGGUCUGCAGUACCUUGAAUGCAUCAGCUGUUGCCCAUCAUCCUGCAAGCAAGAGCGAACAUGCAUCGAUAGCAGGCUGGCCUGCCUGGAUGGAUGUUAUUGUCCCAAUGGUUUGAUAUUUGAGGACGGCAGCUGUGUGAUGCCUUCUGACUGUCCCUGUGAGUAUCAUGGCGUGUCCUACCCAUCUGGACAAAUCGUACAAGAGGAAUGUAGAAACUGCACAUGUGUAGCUGGAUUGUGGAACUGCACCGAAUACAACUGCCCAGGUGAAUGCUCUGUUACUGGUGAUAUCUAUUUCCAGUCAUUCGAUGGGCGUAUCUACACUUUUCCAGCAACGUGUCAGUACGUCCUAGCCAAAAGUCGCAUCUCAGGGAAGUUCACCGUCACCAUCCAGAAUGCCCCUUGUGGAGCUAAUCUAGACGGGUCUUGCAUCCAAUCUGUCGAUUUAGUUAUUGACGAGGAUCCUAGAAUGGAGAUUAAACUGAGCCACAAUGGUGAGGUCUUCAUUGCCGGACAUUACCGCAUCUCCCUGCCCUACUCUGACGACAACUUCCACAUUCAGGAGCUGUCGUCUAUGUUCCUCCAAGUGAAGACGAUGUUUGGCCUCCGUCUGCAGUACGCCUGGAAGGAGUUUCGUCUCUACUUGCAGGUCGGCGCACAAUGGAAGGAUGACACAGUGGGACUUUGUGGAACCUUCAACGGCAACAUUCAAGAUGACUUCUUGUCCCCUUCUGGUAUGAUAGAAAGCACUCCUUUACUGUUUGGAAAUGCUUGGAAGGUCUCGUCAGCUUGUACACUCAGCUUGAUCCCUCCUCAGCUUGACCCUUGCGACACACACCAACAAGCUGUGGCCUAUGCAUCCGAGAUGUGCGAUGUUCUGAACCAGGACCUUUUCUCCCCCUGCCACGAGUACCUCAGUCCAGUGCCAUUUCACCAGCAGUGCCGCUCAGAUACAUGCAAAUGUGGAACAGCUUGCUUUUGCUCUGCUCUGGCUCACUAUGCUCGCCACUGCCGCAGAUUCUCCAUUCUCAUUGAUUUCCGAUCACGUAUAGAUGAUUGUGCGGUUACCUGCCCCACCACCAUGCAGUAUGGAAUGUGUGUGUCAUCGUGCCAACGCCGCUGCUCAGCCCUCUCGUCUUCGCAGCACUGUGGGAGGGAGUGCGAAGAAGGCUGCGUCUGCCCACCGGAAUUAUUCUACGACCAGCGAACACACGCCUGCGUGCACAGGAAAGAGUGUCCCUGCACUUUCCUCGGUGCUGAAUAUGAACCAGGAGACGUGAUCAUGACAUCAGCUGGUGUUCAGUUGUGUCUGGAUGGUAUAUUUGUGUCACAAACAACAGACGCGGACAGCUUAUGCCCUGCGAGUCAGUUUUACCACAACUGCUCUGAUGGGGAGAAUGGCCUCCUUCCAGGAAGAGGUGUGGCCUGUGAGCGCACUUGUGAAUCUUACCUCCUCAACCUGACCUGCUCAGCACAUGAGCCAUGUGUCAGUGGAUGUACCUGCCCUUCUGGCUUGUUGAAACAUGGAGACGAGUGCUUUGAGCCUGAGGCCUGCCCUUGUCUGUGGAAAGGAAAAGAGUAUUACCCCGGUGACAAAGUGUCGUCCCCCUGCCAUCAGUGUGUCUGCCACCAUGGGACAUUCCAGUGUGUGUUUCGUCCAUGUCCAUCCAUGUGCACAACUUACGGAGAUCGUCAUUACCGAACUUUUGAUGGCCUGCUGUUUGACUACAUCGGGGCUUGUCAAGUUUAUCUUGUAAAGAGUAGUGCUGAUGUGAUUCUCAGUGUGACAGCAGAAAACAUUGAUUGUUUUGGCAAUGGCAUAAUCUGCAGGAAAUCACUUUUGAUCAACAUUGGAAGAUCCUUCCUAGCUUUUGAUGAUGACACUGGGCAGCCUACCCCAACUAGUGUCCUUGGAAGGAAUCAGAAGAUGGUCAUUUGGCCUGCCGGCCACUUCACUGUGAUUCAUUUCCCAGAGGAGGAAAUCACCAUCCUAUGGGACCGUAAAACCACCAUCCACAUCCAGGUUGGACCUCAUUGGCAGGGGAAGCUGAGUGGUCUCUGUGGAAACUUUGACUUGAAGACAGUGAACGAGAUGCGCACACCCGACAACAUUGACACAACAAGUGCACAAGAGUUUGGAAACAGUUGGACGGCAGUUGAGUGUGUGAAUGGUCCAGAUAUGAGACACCCAUGCACUCUAACUCCACUCAAAGAGCCAUUUGCCAAGCAGCAGUGUGCUGUUCUGCUAAGUGAAGUCUUCCAGGCCUGCCACCCAGUGGUGGAUGUCACCUGGUUCUACAUGAACUGCCUGGCAGACACAUGUGGCUGCAAUCUUGGAGGGGACUGUGAAUGUUUUUGCACGAGUGUGGCAGCGUAUGCCCAGCGUUGCUGUCACCAGGGAAUUCCUGUCGAUUGGCGCUCACCCUCUCUGUGCCCACACGACUGUGAAUUCUACAACAAAGUUCUUGGUAAAGGCCCUUUUAGGUUGCUGCCCUUCAGAGAUCGGACUUUGGUGCUUGUUGCCAGCAGGUCCAGCGGCUCAGUGUUUGUGAAGCGAGGAAACCUGAGUGACGCCCUCUCACAUUUUAUGAUGACACCAGGCCUGAGCAGAGCCCGACCACAUGAUACAUCACGGAUAUCCUUUGAGGCAGCACACAGGCCCAAUCACUUUCUGUAUGUGAGCCCCAGUGGGCAGGUGAAGCUGGUCAAGUGGGAGCAAAGUGAGGCUUUCCGGGAUGGAGCCACCUUUGUGCUCCACAGGGACACCUGGCUCUCAGGGUAUGACUCCCUGGAGUCCCACGCAAAGCCUGGAUUCUUCUUACAUUCUACCCUCCCUCGCCUCCACCUGCUCAAAUAUCGUCACACUGACAUCUUCCGGAAAGCCACUCUUUUCAAACUCGCAGGCUCUGGCUCAGACGCCCUGCCUCAUCCCCAGUGCCAGUGGAGAUAUGACUCCUGCAGCAGCCCCUGUUUCAAGACCUGCAGCGACCCAUCAGCAGUAGCCUGUGUGGCCAUCCCACAAGUGGAGGGCUGUCUUCCUGUUUGCCCCCCACAAAUGGUCCUAGAUGAAGUUACUCGUCGUUGUGUCUUUGUCGAAGACUGUAUAAAAGCCCCAAUUAUUUUGCCACUUGCAACUACGUCCUCCACAACAGCCACUGCGUCACUCAAGACAACUAUUGUCCCAUCUGCCCCUUCUCAGUCUACUCCUACCCCAAAAUUCACAGUUCCCGCUCUGAGCACAGCAACAUCUGCUCCAAUUUCUGAUGAGUCAAGUAGACCAAGCCUCCCCUCACCUCCUGCAAUUCCUGAACCUUCCAAAACACCAGCACCUCUUUUGCCUUUCCCCCCCACGGUAAGGCCUGAGAUGGAAGAACCUCUGUCGACUCUAAAAGUGACAGCCCGUACCACAGCUGAGAGUGCUACCAUGAGUCCCUUUGGAUCCAGCAUCUUCAGUUUGAGCAGUACUCCCUUUGCAAUCACUUCUCUUUUCCGGCAAACUUCCUCCACCAGGCCCACUGAUGCCCUCCGGCCACGCUACACCACAAAAUCCACACCCACUACAGUAGUAACUACAAGUUCUACUGAGGGGUCAACAUCCACUUCUCCUCUUGCCACCAAGGAGUCCACAGAGACGACACAUUCAUUUGUGGCAUUCCCAUUUGGAACCACUUCUCAAACUCCGGCAGCUUCAGAGAGUUCUAUAGUGACCAUGCCCAGAUCUACUGACACUACAUCCACAGAAUCUACGAGCACAAAAGGUCACCCAAGGUCUCCAAUUGCACCCAUCGCUCCUGGUUUACAAAGCACUGCCUCUUCAUCCACGUCCUCACUGCUUACCCCACCUCCUGUCAAAACAGCAACCCUGUCUAGGCUAACAGUCACUUCAGCGACAACCACAGACGUAGUCACUCCAUUUGAACCCUUUACAACCAGCUCAACAUCACAAUUCCUUAGUCCAAAGACAAUGGCCCCUCCCGUUUCUACGUUUACCACUGAGAAGGUAUUUUUAACCACCCCAGCUGCUCCUGAGGUACCAACAUCAUUGCCAGCCCAAGUCGUGCUGACUUCAACUGUGCCCAGUCCUACCUCGUCUACCUCAGACCGGCACGCAACACCAAAGACAACAACCACACUUGAAUCUCCUGUGCCCAAAGCAACUGCUGCCAGCUUAUCAACGACUCACCCACCCCCUCAGCAUACAACCACAAUUUCUGGGUCUACUUCCACUCAGUCUACAACUUCAAGACCUCCAAGAAUAACUGUAGCCACUACUGUAGCCAUUAGCCCAAUUUUAUCAGCAAAAUCAACUGUACCACCACUUAUCCCCAAGGAAACGUUUAUUCCUCCACUAUCACCAAGCACCACCACACAGUCGUCACGGCCAUGGCGUCCUCCCCAUUUCUUCACCUCUUCCAGCCAGUUGCACAGUCCUACAACAAAGAUAACACCACAGCGCACCUCUCAAACUGUUCCAGACAUGGUCAGUUCAACUAAAACAACGGAAUUGCCUCGGCUUCCGGUGUCAAGGCCAGUCAUCACCUCUGCUGCACUGGCUGCAAUCACAGCCAUGACUGCUAAGACUACAUCUCAUAGGGUGUCUACUGGUGAAUUUACGACCAAGACACAUGUUACAACAGUGCUCCCCCCAAGACCCGAUGUCCCUGAUACGUCUCUCACCACAGGACCUACAAGAGCUGCCACUGUCACCACCAUCCUCAGACCUGUUACAGUCCAACCCGUCACUGUGACAACACACACAAUAACGGGCAGACCGGAAUUUACAAGAGACACAAUCCCACCAAUCUUAUCUGUCUCUCUACCUGACACGACUUCUUCAACAUCAAGAAAAACAACUUCCACUGCCAAGGUCACCGAACGUCUUGUUUCAACUGUUACAUCUACAUCUGGUGAAACAACUACAACUGCAGUCACACAGAUGACCUCUCCCAGACUGACACAGAGAGAAACAAGACCGCUGGCAGCAACCACCAAACCAACCACCUCAACAACUGUAUUUGGAGUUCCAUCUCUAACUAUAUCCACAACACCAGCAGAAGCAUUGACCACAGUGAGCACACCAAAAGCAACACCUUCUGCAGCCAUAACCACAAUGCCCACCACAGUGGCCCCACUUCCCAUGCCUGCGCCAACCAUACCAAUCUCCGGCCUGUCAACCCUGGAAUCUGAGGCAGCACCAGUCUCUUCCCAACCAAUGACAUCCCCACCACUUGAUAUAACCGUCCAGACUCAGAAACCUGGUGUUCUUACUCCUGACAUAACGUCCAUCCCUGUAAGCAGAACGGUCCAGACAACUGUGCUGGAUAGGAUGAAUCGCACCAGUCCUGGUGUAACAACACCUUUUGGGCCAGUGGAAAAAACAAAGUCCACCUCAGAAAGCAUAACGUCUAUGGCUGUAUCACUCACAAGGAUGUGUACGCCUCCGUAUGCAGAGAUAGUUGAUGAGUGCACCAAGUUCAUCUGUGUCAACAACCAGCUGGUCUUGUUCAACAAGUCCCAAAGCUGCCCCUUCUCCUCCCAGCCAGUCAACUGUGGCUUGCUUGGCUUUGCCAUAUUGGUCAACGGUGACAAAUGUUGCCCCCAGUGGGACUGUCCAUGUCGCUGUUCUGUGUUUCCAGACUUGAAUGUGAUCACGUUUGAUGGAAAUAGUGUUGCCAUCUAUAAAGCGGCCUGGUUCAUAGUCACUAAGCUACCCAAUGAGACAGUCAGCGUUCUGAUACAGGAGUGCCCUGAUGCAUCCGAUUCGCCACUUUGGUGGAAUUUUACAAACCUGUGUCUAGUGACACUCAACAUCACCCACAAUUCCAACCACAUCGUCAUUGACAGGCUCCAAAGGAGGCUCAAUGUCAACUCACGGUAUGCCAGGCCUCGUUUUAAAAAGUUUGGUUUUGAGAUCUACGACACGGGCAACAUGUAUCUGAUCCGAAGCCCGGCUGGUCUCCAGCUGCAGUGGUAUCACAGCACUGGAAUGAUGGUGAUCGACAGUGACAGCCCCAGCAAGAAGCUGCCCACUAGGGGCCUUUGUGGUUUAUGUGAUGGAGACAGAAGAAAUGACCUGACUCUGGCCAAUGGCACCGCUGUGGGAAGGAAUGAGGAUCCAUCGGCAUUCAUCGACAGCUGGCAGGUUCCCAACACUACCAGCUAUGUCAGUCAUAGUCGGCGGAGAGAGUUCAACUGCUCCACCAGUGACUGCUCCCGGUGCCUUGUCAUGCUGCAGAAACCAUCCUUCUUCCCAUGCCACGCCUAUGUCUCCCCAAGUACUUUUUGCGAGGUUUGGGUCCGAGAUGUGGAGUAUGUGAACAACCAGUGUGUGGCACUGGCUGCCUACGUAGCCUCUUGCCACAAAUUCAACGUCUGUAUCGAGUGGAGGAGAACAGAUUUCUGUCCCUUCACGUGCCCUGAAACUCUGCGCUAUCAAGCCUGUCUGCCAGCCUGCACGUCUCAGUCAUGUCCCAAUCAGGAUUUUGACUUAGAACCAGCCCACUGCUCAGGCCUUACCGAGGGCUGUGCCUGCCCCAAAGGAACUUUGCUCCAUCGGCCAUACACUGCCCUCUGCAUACCCUCCAGCAAGUGUGCCUGCACUGACAGUUCUGAGGUUCCACGUGCACACGGCGAAGUGUGGAAGGCCUCGAAGGACUCCUGUUGUAUGUUCCGCUGCGACAAGGACACAGUCAUCCCUGUGGAGUACAACUGUUCCACCACCACGGCGCCUGUGUGCCAGCGAACAGGGGAGGUCGUUGUCAGCCUGGCGGACGACACCAAUUGCUGCCCCCGAAAAGUCUGUGUGUGUAAUCUGACUCACUGUGAGCUCCUGCCUCCGGACUGUAACUAUGGGGAGAAGCUCGUGUCAUACUACCAAAAGGACUCGUGCUGUCCAGAUUACGUGUGUGAGUGUGAUCCCACAAGUUGCGAGGCAGAGAUUCCCACCUGUCGAAGUGACCAGUUCUUAAUCGCAGCCAGAGCUGAUGAUAGCUGCUGCCUGACUCACAUCUGCGUCUGUUCAUCUUGUGUGGACACGCCUCCACUGUGUCGGGAUGGGGAAGUUCUGACUGUUAGCCGGGAAACUACAGACCGCUGUUGCCCCUCCUACCAAUGUGUAUGUGAGCCCUCCAGGUGUUCUCAGCUCAGCUGCCCGUUUGGGAUGUCACUGGUGUCAGUGUCCAGUUCAGACCACUGCUGUCCCAACUACACAUGCGUGUGUUCCUGUGACCAGAUUACGCCCCCUAAAUGUGAACUGGGUGAGGUUUCUCAGCUGGAGCAGGCCUUACUGUCUGACUCACAGAAUCAAUGUGGCUGCAAAAGAUACAAGUGUGUGCGAGAGGCGGUGUGUGUGUACCAGGGCGUGGCACAGGGGGUGCUGCGGCCCGGUCAGACCCUGGUGGAACAUCGCGAGGACGGUUUAUGUUACAGUCGACAAUGCAGCCGCGUCAUGGACAUGUCAAGUGGUUAUCACGUACUGCGGACCAGCACCACCAACUGCUCUGCCCUCUGCCAGCUCAAUCAGAUCUAUAGCCCUGCAAAAGACCAGUCAACAUGCUGUGGUGUUUGUAAGAAUAUAUCCUGCCUCUACACUCAUGAGAAUGGGUCGACGGUUCUCUAUAAGCCAGGGAAAUCAUGGGUGUCCAACUGCCUCAAGUUUGAAUGCACAGACACUAGAUCUGGCCCGACAAUGAUCUCCUACCCCUUCAGCUGUCCCCACUUCAAUGAAACAGAGUGUAUCAAGAUCGGAGGAACUGUCGUAAGUUACAUGGACGGAUGUUGCAAGACAUGUACUGGAUUCCUUCGCUUCCCUUUCCCUCUUAGCUCCCUGACUCCCACAGUAAACACAAACUGUGAACGAGGCAAAGAAGAUGGCAAGUCGUGUCAGAAGGUGACAGUGAGGAUGACUAUCAGGAAGAAUGACUGUCGCAGUAACAGACCGGUCAACAUUGUGUCAUGUGACGGCAAGUGUCCGUCUGCCAGCAUCUACAACUACAACAUCAACACGUACGCUCGUUUCUGCAAGUGUUGUCGGGAGAUGGGGUUGCAGCGGCGCUCUGUGCAGCUCUACUGCAGUGGCAACUCCACCUGGGUCAGCUACAGCAUUCAAGAGCCCACCGAUUGUUCCUGCCAGUGGUCCUAGAACGCAUAUUGCAACGACCCUCCCUCACGCACAGGUUCAGGUCCUACCUACAGAACCUCAGAAGAGUAUGUCAAACAAUCUUCUGGCUGUCAUUAUACUGUGGAAAAAAAGUUGUUGCAUCUCUGGGAGGGAAGUGAUCGGCGCAGAAGCAUCGAGCUGGCAGCUGCAAACACAUAGCGCACUGUGACAUUUGACCUCUGACCUCCAAAGGGCUAGAGAGAGACACAUUUACAUUGCAGGGAUAGAUAUAGUCACAGAAAAGAAUAGUUAAAGAGUAGCCCCACCACUGCCCCCCAACACCUCCAAAACAACGACUUAUGCUUCAUUGAUAAACUUUAAGAGAAGUGAUCCGGGAAGGUUGUGUAACGUUUGCAUGUUCUCCCCCGUGCCUGUGUGGGUUUUCUCCGGGUGCUCUGGUUUCUUCUCCCCAUUCCAAAAACAUAUAUGGCAGGUGAAUGAAAUACUCUAAAUCAGGGGUGCCCAAACUUUUUGGACCGAAGAUCUACUUUUCGAUCAACUAACCUCACGGGAUCUACACUUACCGGCACGCACGCACAUGGGCUCACACACACGCACGCACGCCAUGAUGAGAAACAGCCUGAAACUGAGGCAUGCGAUGCACUUUUGCAGCCUGUUAACUAUCGUAGCUCACACGUACCGUUUUAAAGUGCUUCCCUGGGCCCUCCUAGGUUCCUAUUCUUUGCCUGUGCCCUCGGUGAAUUGUACACGAAGCAAACUCUGAAUGAGAAUAAUGACGAUAAAAUAUAGAGCGCAACAGCUCUUAUCAGAAGCUGCAAUUGCAGACUGCUGAGUGCUAACCACUUCCGGUGACGUAAUCACGCGCCACCGUAAAUUCAAGAUUUACCUGCUUUAUUUUAUUUUUUUAAAUAUUUAUUUUGUGAAAAUGAGUCUGAUAGGAUGAUUAGGGUACAGCGUAAAUUAACACAAAAAAAUAUAUUACGAACAUUUACAAAGACACACAAAUGGUUGUUUGUUUUUUUUCUCCUCGACACUCCUCGGAUCUACUUCGGACCUGUCUUAGAUCUACCGGUAGAUCAGGAUCGACGUAAUGGGCACCCCUGCUCUAAAUUGUCCCUAGGUGUGAUUGUUAGCGCAAAUGGUUGUAUGUCUCUGUGUGCCCUGCGAUUGGCUGGCAACCGAUCCAGGAUGUCCCCCGCCUACUGCCCGAAGACAGCAUGAGCACUCUUUUGAGGAUAAGUACAUCAGAUAAUGGAUGGAUGGAUGGAUGAUACAGGAAGGUGAUUGGCAUUUUGAGGAGAGCUUCAGGAAUGGAAAAAAAUCAUUAUUAUCCUCUAUUUUUAGUGCUUGUUCUCCCUUUAUAUGGAGUUCCUUAUAUUACCUUAUCUUCAAAAUUGAGCAAUUUUAAGUCCCCUAUCGUGAGGUAAAAGUUUCAAAGUUUCUGAAGCAACUGCCAGUAAGGACUAAAUGUCAGAGGAAUUAAAAAGGAUUCUUUUACAUUUUUAUUUGAUGAAUCUUGUUAAGAGUGCCCCACUGCAGUGUUUACAUUUGUUUAAAAAUAGGUUUAGUGGAGAUGUAGAUGUGUAUGCAUUUCAAAGACCUUUUAGAAAAAUGCCUGGUGAUCCAUUGUUUGGAUUUUUCCUCCUAGUUUUUGGAAAUAUUGUUUUUAUCAAACAACUUUUGUAAAUAUCAAAUUCCUUGACAUUUCACAUAUAUAACAAACGUAUAUUUGAAACGGCAAUUAUUAUCUACUGUAUUCGAUACUAUAUUACACGAAUGAUUGUGACUUACCUGAUUUAAAUCCAGUUGUGCGUCGAGCACUUUAUUUAUUUGGGACUGACAAAGCAUACCGUAAUUGUAUCCUUGAGCCACCGAGACAAAAAUAAGCAUUGCAGCUUAGUAAAACACAUUUUCAUUGAAGGGGAUUGUGAAUUUGGUUUCAUUUUUUGUUUUUUUGUUUUAAGUCUGUGAAGAAAAAUUAAAAUUAAAAAAAAGCUAUAAAAGUAUCAAGUAUAUUAUCGGUCUUUUCAUCAUAAUUCACUUGCUAAAUUUCUAUUGGUAUAUAUCAACCACGGGCGGCAUGGUUGGCAAC
Messenger RNA from Hippocampus zosterae (dwarf seahorse), 12624 nucleotides. RefSeq names its product otogelin (gene otog). Gene Ontology annotation, cellular component: extracellular matrix. The transcript is spliced from 57 exons. Gene Ontology annotation, biological process: L-arabinose metabolic process. The record is from RefSeq and is a predicted model, not a curated record. Bases 483 to 10553 code for a protein of 3356 amino acids. Lineage: Eukaryota; Metazoa; Chordata; Actinopteri; Syngnathiformes; Syngnathidae. Gene Ontology annotation, molecular function: protein binding; alpha-L-arabinofuranosidase activity.